This is a messenger RNA of Ziziphus jujuba (common jujube), 2070 nucleotides long. Its product is annotated as serine/threonine-protein kinase BSK6. Lineage: Eukaryota; Viridiplantae; Streptophyta; Magnoliopsida; Rosales; Rhamnaceae. Gene Ontology annotation, biological process: brassinosteroid mediated signaling pathway; protein phosphorylation. Gene Ontology annotation, molecular function: protein binding; protein kinase activity; ATP binding. The coding region runs from base 401 to 1876 and encodes 491 amino acids. The transcript is spliced from 11 exons. The record is from RefSeq and is a predicted model, not a curated record.
AAAGAAAGCGAGAAUGAUGAAAAUGCAGAAAAAAGCAAAGGAAGAGUAUAUAGGAAAAAAGGGCAUGCCCUUUUGCAAGAAACCUAUUUUCCUUACACGCAUUGAACGUGAGAGACGCACACACUGAUUGACUGAUUUCGAUGUCGUUUUUUAUAUAAUGUUUUUGUAAAACUCUUUGAGAUUUUUUGUACAGACAGACUGCGUGAGCGACUCACUGAGUUAGAGUGAGUGAGUGAGUUGAGUGGGGACGACACGACGAGGCCGUGACAGGACAGGAACAGAGAACUGAAUAGAGACAGAGAGAGAGAGAGAGAGAGAGACAAUAAAAGUGAAUAAACCUUUGGAUCCACGACCUUUUUGUGUAUUUGAAGAGCUUCUUCUUCCUUCUUCUUCUUCUUCAAUGGGAGCCCGUUGCUCCAAGUUCUCUCUUUGCUGGUUCCAGUCCCACCUCAAACCCUCUGUUCUUGAGUCCUCUGAUCUGGAAAACGGAGGAAAAAGUGACCGGAAUUUAUGGCCAAGUUUCAGCGAGUUCAGCUUGGAGCAGCUCAAAGCUGCCACGUGUGGGUUCUCCUCUGAUAACAUAGUGUCUGAGCACGGAGAGAAAGCUCCCAAUGUGGUUUACAAAGGGAAGCUCGACAAUGGCCGUUGGAUCGCCGUUAAACGUUUUAACAAGUUUGCUUGGCCCGACAAUCGCCAAUUCCUUGAGGAAGCGAGAUCGGUUGGAAAUCUAAGAAGCGAGCGGUUGGCGAAUCUGAUUGGAUGCUGUUGUGAAGGUGAGGAACGGUUGCUUGUAGCCGAAUUUAUGCCCAAUGAGACUCUGGCUAAGCAUCUCUUCCACUGGGAGGCUCAGCCGAUGAAAUGGGCAAUGAGGUUGAGGGUGGCUUUGUAUUUGGCACAAGCUCUGGACUAUUGCAGCAGUAAAGGACGUGCAUUGUAUCAUGAUCUCAACGCCUAUAGGAUAUUGUUUGAUCAGGAUGGUAACCCCAGGCUGUCCUGCUUUGGCCUCAUGAAAAACAGCAGGGAUGGCAAGAGUUACAGUACAAACUUGGCUUUCACACCUCCAGAAUACUUGAGGACUGGUAGAGUGACAGCAGAAAGUGUAGUUUACAGCUUCGGAACAUUGUUGCUAGAUCUUCUUAGUGGCAAGCAUAUACCGCCCAGCCAUGCACUUGAUCUAAUUCGUGGAAAGAAUUUCCUGAUGUUGAUGGAUUCCGCUUUGGAGGGUAAUUUCUCGAACGAUGAUGGAACUGAACUAGUGCGGUUAGCUUCUCGCUCUUUGCAGUAUGAAGCCCGUGAGAGGCCGAAUGCAAAGUCUCUCGUUACUUCCCUCAUGUCACUUCAGAAAGAAACUGAGGUUCCAUCAUAUGUUUUGAUGGGUAUCCCACAUGAAACUACAUCCUCAACGCAGCCAUUGUCAUUAACACCUUUUGGCGAAGCUUGCUUGAGAACAGAUCUCACCGCUAUACAUGAAAUACUGGACAAGAAUGGAUACAAGGAUGAUGAAGGGAUUGCCAAUGAGCUUUCUUUUCAAAUGUGGACAAGUCAAAUGCAGGACACCUUAAAUUCCAAAAAGCAUGGAGAUACUGCUUUUCGAGCUAAGGACUUUGCAACUGCCAUAGAUUGUUAUACACAAUUCAUUGAUAGCGGGACUAUGGUAUCGCCCACUGUGUAUGCAAGGCGAUGCCUGUCUUACCUGAUGAGUGACAUGCUGCAAGAAGCUCUAGGGGAUGCAAUGCAAGCGCAGGUGGUGUCUCCUGAGUGGCCCACUGCUUUAUAUCUUCAAGCAGCUUGCCUCUUCAGCCUUGGGAUGGAUAAUGAUGCACAGGAAACACUCAAAGAUGGCUCUAAUUUGGAAUCCAAAAAGAACAAAAGUUGAAAGUGUAUAGGUCUCUAUGAUAUUAUAGAAAACUUCUUUCUCCCUAGUUUUGUUUAGUGUCUUGUAUCUAUUCUUCAUUUGUUAUCAUUUCCCUUUCUUUUUCUUUCUUUUUUUCUUUUUCUCUUCUAAAGUGUUUUUGCUGCAUUACAGGAUUUUUUUCCAUUAAAAAAAAAAUUUAUUGCUGGUUUUGAUCA